Molecule: messenger RNA, 477 nt
Organism: Branchiostoma floridae (Florida lancelet)
Lineage: Eukaryota; Metazoa; Chordata; Leptocardii; Amphioxiformes; Branchiostomatidae
Exons: 5
Coding region: 1-477 (158 amino acids)
Source: RefSeq, a predicted model, not a curated record
AUGUCUAUUUUCCUGACUACUCAAAUACGCCUUUGUGGCAACUAUUUGUUCAAGUUCAACCUGACAGCCGACUCAGUAGCUAAAAGUGACCCGGGUGCUGUACAAGCUCCGUCGGGGUACGAAGUCAAAACCAUCCUACGCUACCUGCGUCGGGAAGAGGUAGACAUUCCGACAGAAGAAGAGACACCCUGUAAUUGUGACGGGCAGAGACCAUCACACUACUUGUCUCCAUGGGAACUGGCAAAUAAGCAGAAAGAAAUGGCAGAAAGUUUGGAAAGAUUUGAAAAACGGCGUAUUGACCUAAGGGAUGUUCACAACCAAGUGGAAGGGUCUUCACCGAUCAGCUACCCGGCUCACGGUGUCUACUGCAGGCCCUUGAAGACGGUCAGGUUAAAAGGAGUUCGCAUAGAUUGGUUCGAUGCCAGUGUCGUCCAAGAUCAAACACAGCUAACGGUAAGUUUCAAACUUUCACACUAA